CUGUUCCGCCUCUAGUGGUCUCUGUGAAGAGCUACAUCAGUAUGUAAACUAAUCAGCCUCUCUGCUGCUACAGCAGCAGUGGCAGUGGCGGGUCUCUGACACUACAACGUCCACUCCUGCAGGGUGACAGCAGACCGGGAGUGACUGCUCAGCGGGUCCGUGAUGGAUGAACGGGCCUUAAGCAAAGCAGCGCCCCGCUUAGCUUCCCCCAGAUGGCGGUGUGAGUGAGGAUGCGACUCCCCAUUUCCAUCUUUGUGUCGGUGUCUCUGUUCACGGCCGAGACAACGGCAGCGCUCUACCUGAGCUCAACAUACCGAUCUGCCGGCGACCGAAUCUGGCAGGCACUCACGCUGCUCUUCACGCUUGUACCAUCAGUUCUGGUCCAGCUCACCCUCACCUUCAUCCAUCGGGACCUGGGCAGAGACAGACCCCUGGUCCUGCUCCUGCACAUCCUGCAGCUCGGACCCAUUGUCAGGUGUCUGGAGGCGUUCUGUAUCUACGGCAGCGUGGGUCGAGUGGAGGAGCCUUAUGUCAGCAUCACCAGGAAGAAGCAGAUGCCACGGGGGGGUCAGUCUGAGGAGGUGGAGCUACAGGUGGGGCAGGCGGAAGGGAAACUCUUCACCCACCGAGCAGCCUUCGCCCGUACCUCUGUCAUCCAGGCCUUUCUGGGAUCAGCCCCACAGCUGACCCUGCAGCUCUACAUCUGCGCCCUGCAGCAGGGGGUGUCCAUUGGCAGAGGAACACUGAUGGUCAUCUCCCUUCUCUCCAUUGUGUACGGAGCUCUGCGCUGCAACAUCCUGGCCAUCAAGUUGAAAUAUGAUGACUAUGAAGUGGACAUCCGGCCCAUGGCGUAUGUGUGCAUUUUUCUUUGGAGGAGCUUUGAGAUCGCCCCGCGUGUAGUAGUCCUGGUUCUGUUCAGCUCUGUGCUUCAGCUCUGGGUCCUGCCCGUGGUUCUGCUGAACUUCCUGGUUUUCUUCUUCUACCCCUGGAUCCUCUUUUGGCACAGUCACUCCCCCUUCCCUGAGAACAUAGAGAAAACCCUGAGCUCUGUCGGGACCACCAUUGUGCUCUGCAUGCUCACCUUCUUGUACGCCGGCAUCAACAUGUUCUGCUGGUCAGCGGUGCAGGUGAAACUCAACGACCCCGACCUCAUCAACAAGUCCCAGAACUGGUAUCGCAUGGCUGUGUACUACAUGCUGCGUUUCGUGGAGAAUGCCUCGCUGCUUCUGCUCUGGUUCAUCUACAAAACCAACAUCUAUGACUUCAUCUAUGCUCCUAUGCUGGUACUGCAGCUGCUGCUGGCCUACGCCAUCGCCAUCUUCUUCAUGCUGGUCUUCUACCAGUUCUGUCAUCCCUGCAGGAAGCUCUUCUCCUCCAGCAUGAGCCAGGGUCUCUGGAACUGCUCCUCCCUCCUGUGUCUGACGUGCAGCUCUUCUCCUUCACCCACCAGGUCCAAAAGAAAGACGACUCCAGAACCACCACAGCCUUCCAGGCGUGCAGAUGCGGCUGCGGCUGACGACACGGGCAGCGACCACAUGGAGGACGGUCCCAACGACACCACGUACGACGUCCUCAGUGACACCAUUUAUGACAUUCCAAACGAAACUGUCAGUACUAACAACGGCGAUGUUAGCACCAGUUUAACCUGCAAUGUUUAGAUCAUCAUAACGUGCCAUGCAGAGGAACAUUCAGCGGUAUCAUCCUUCACUUAAAAGUGCCACAUGAGUUUACACACAUUCACGUUUUAUUAGAGUUUGUUAUUUCUAUGUGUUAUUUGAAUAACUGGACAUUUUUCAUAUAGAAUUAGGCAGGCUAUUUUAAAAACAUAGAUGUCUGAGGUGAUAGUAUCCCAGCACUGAAGGUUUGGCUGUGUGUUCUACCACAAAGUGUCAAUAGAGGUCUCCAAUAAAUGCUGACGGACAUGUCAGAAUUGGCCAGUGACAGAGCAUACAACUUAUUCAAUUUAAUCCGCAAUAUCAAUAAAACGGUGACUUGUUGUGACCCACAUUUGGUCCCCGGAUAGUGGACCACAUAUCAAACCACAGCCAAACUUUCAAGUUCUUCCUCUCCCGGCCUCAUGACCCAGUAAUGAGCCACAUACGCUUUUCUCACAUGACCCAGAUUCAGCAGUCUGUAAUUACUGACCUGCAUUUACUUUCCAAAUGGACUUGAACUUCAAACUCCAAAGGUGGGCUGGACAAGUUCGCCUUGGUGUGGGCUGUGUCAGUGAAGGAGGUUGUGUGGCUCAUCACUGGGUCAAAACAACUUUGAAUCUUAGAAUCAUUAGAAGUGGACACUAGAAAAACACAGGUUAAGUCCACAUCUAACUGUGAGGAUUACUUAUACACAGCAGUGUACAAUAGUCUCAGUGCUUUGUUAAGUUAUAAAUUGUCAACAAUAUACAAGUCGAGAAAUGCAUUUUUAGGUGAUCAAAGACUUCAAUAAUUAAUGUAUUUUUUAUUGACACGCAAUCAGCGUACAGGGCCGACUGUGUAUAUGUCCAGCAGGGGGUGCCCACAGCUAAGUCAGCACUGACUGUGUGACAAUGCCUUCUUAAAAGUCAUCUUUAAAAGUGUGUGAAUUACUUGAUGAUGACGCUCCCCUGUGUCAUCAGCACAUAUCUUCAACCUUUAAUAAAAAAAUUAAAUUAAGACAAAUGUUCACUUUUAUGCUGCAAUGCUGUUCACAAGGAACCAUGCAUUUGAGUUGACUGUAUCUUUAGCAUGGAAGUGUGCAUGUACAGAACUUCUGAUCAGGUAUGUGUAUGUUUUGUGUGUGCGGUGGGGGAUUAUAAUACGGACAUUUUUGUGAAUUUUCUGCUAAAUUUACAAUGAAGCAUCAAGCUUUUUAAACUCCUGGAUGAGAGCUAUAUCUUGACUUAUGCUGCUCUUGUGUCCAUCCAUUUUUUGAUCACCAAAUGUGCGAUUGUGAACCCAGCACAUUCUCCAGCACAAUGUUUUUUGCACGUGUUUAACAAAAGAAAAUUAAAAGCGAUGUAUUUCAUGUUGCUUAAGCCACAACAGCUGCUUAUGUGUUUGUUAUUCACGCUUUGGGUGUGUUUUGUCUUUAUGAGGUGUCUCUAAACUCUGUAUGUUUAAAAAAUGUAAUAGAAAUUAUUUCUUUUUUUAAAUGUAUUUUUAUUUUUAUGAAAAAGGAAUGCUACUGUUCUUUGCACAGCUUUUUGGAAAGAUCACCUGCACAGGAAGGAAUCACGUGAAAGCUUCACAGAUUUUUACAAAUAACACAAACUACUGUUACCGCCAAAAAGAUCACGAGACAUUUUCUCAUACAUGCUGAUUACAUGCCUUUAAAUAGACAAUUUGAAGUUUUAAAAAUUGUUAUAUAUCUAAUAAAAGUUAUAUAUUUAUAUGUGAAA
Molecule: messenger RNA, 3376 nt
Organism: Cynoglossus semilaevis (tongue sole)
Lineage: Eukaryota; Metazoa; Chordata; Actinopteri; Pleuronectiformes; Cynoglossidae
Gene: xk
Product: X-linked Kx blood group (McLeod syndrome)
Exons: 3
Coding region: 231-1658 (475 amino acids)
Cellular component (GO): membrane
Source: RefSeq, a predicted model, not a curated record